This is a messenger RNA of Tribolium madens (black flour beetle), 741 nucleotides long. RefSeq lists its product as uncharacterized. NCBI's taxonomy places the organism in Eukaryota, Metazoa, Arthropoda, Insecta, Coleoptera, Tenebrionidae. The transcript has 3 exons. The coding region runs from base 136 to 732 and encodes 198 amino acids. The record is from RefSeq and is a predicted model, not a curated record.
UGGAGUAUUUUUGAGGUGACGUACGAAAAUCCGCGCGGGAGAAAUGGUAAACUAUAUAAGAGCUUAGAAAGGACGAUUAUGUUUAUAUUAUUGUUGGAGUUCCAAAGUGAAAUAGUGUUUGGUGUAGACUAAGAAAUGGCUUUUCUUUAUAAACUGGUAUACUGCGUUGCUAUUAUCACAGUAGCAAAAGCGAGACCGACGACAAAAAGCCCCAAGCCCUACCAAACCGAAGAAACCGAUGACAGCUACAACCCCCGCCCCUACGACGAGCCCAUCACCUACGAGACCUUCGCCAUACCGACCAACCUCCAACUGCCCAAAUCCGAGUCGGCCCAAGUCCCCUUUUACGUCCCUGACAUCACCACAGCCCUGAAAGCCCCCCAGUACAACUCCGAGCCCAACUACUACCAAGUCCCCAUUCCGGCGCAAGACCUCGUCGCCCCCUCGGAAACCGCCUGGAACCCCGACAAUGACCCCAAAUUCUUCUACGAAGUUCCAGCCUCCCUCACCCAACAAAACAUCCCCACCAACCUCUACCCCAAGAAAUUUAACAAAGAUGUCCACGUUAAAAGCAAGCCCUACUCUAGCAAACCCAAGCAAGAGAUCGUUUUGGAACCCAUCAACGAGAAACAGUUCCUUGCCAAACAGAAGAGUUUGACUAAAGUUUACGAUAAUUUGGCGAAGAAAGAAAAUCAGAAAGAUCUUCAGUCACAACAGGCAGUUCAGAUAUGAAGAAAGAGA